Nyctereutes procyonoides (raccoon dog) is the source of this 4249-nucleotide messenger RNA. It is a transcript of the gene GORASP1, whose product is annotated as golgi reassembly stacking protein 1. Gene Ontology annotation, cellular component: Golgi apparatus. Gene Ontology annotation, molecular function: protein binding. The record is from RefSeq and is a predicted model, not a curated record. The coding region runs from base 1352 to 2443 and encodes 363 amino acids. Gene Ontology annotation, biological process: Golgi organization. NCBI's taxonomy places the organism in Eukaryota, Metazoa, Chordata, Mammalia, Carnivora, Canidae. The transcript is spliced from 9 exons.
CCCCGCCCCGAGUGCCGGCCACGCGGGAAGCCCGAGCGCUCCUGGUCCGGUCGGGCCGCGCCGGGCUGGCUCUGGCGGGGAGGAGCGCACCGCGGCCCGCCCGGGCUCCCUGCUGCACUUAGGUCGUCUGUGGCUCGCCUCCUGCGGGGUCCGGGGGACAGCCUGCGGGGCCGAGACCCCAGCUCCCGCCCUCGGGUCCGGGGGGCGCGCCCCCGCCGCGGUGGGGCCCGAGGAGCCGUGCGCACCGGCCGGGGCGGGGGGCACGGGAGCGACCGGCUGAAAUCCGCGGGGAGCCGCGGCCGAGGGGAGCCGCGGAGGCCUGGGCGCUGCGGAGGCGGAGCGGGGGUCCCGCGCUGCUGCUGCUGCUGCUGAGGGCUGUCGGAGCUCGGUUCCCCGCCGCGGGCCGGGAGCGCGGAAGGGAAGGACCAGGCCGGCCUCGGGGCCGAGUCGACGCGACCGAGGGCGGGGCUCUCUCGGGUCGGCGUCCGGGAGCCCCGGCAGAAGGGGCGGGCGCAGGGCGCAGGGCGCAGGGCGCAGUCGGGAGGGUCUCCCGCAGGAUAACGGACAGCGGAGGACUCGAGGGCUUGGCAGGGGUCGCAGGGUCGCAGGGUCGCAGGCCCCUCGUCCGCGGCGGCAGGGACUGGCGGGCGCCGCCCUGGCAGGCGCAGGCGCAGGCGCUUUGGGCGCGGGAGACGCGCGGUGCACGGGACACAGCGUCCCGCGUGUCGAGGCGCUCGCGGUGCUCGGGCCAGGAGAGGCGGACACGGAAGACGUGGCGCGGGGAUCGGUGCCGGGGAGGGGGGUGCGCACUGACGGGCGGCCUCUGGGGUGGACCAGGACCCCUCAGGGAAAGGAGGGGGCAGCGCAAGCUCCUUGCGGCGGAGCCUUCCCAGCGGAGGCGGGUGGCGCCGGUGGUUGGGGAAGAGCCGCAGAGGAGGCCGCUGUGCAGUCACGGGGCGGCCCGCAAGGGGGACAGGCCAGACUGUGUGGGGCCCUCGGGACAUUUUCGUGGAAGCUGACAUUACCUACUAAAAAUUUUUUAAGGCUUUUAUUUAUUUAUUCAUGAGAGACACCAAGAGGGGCAGAGACAUAGAGGGAGAAGCAGGUUCUCUGUGGGGAACCCGGUGUGGGACUCGAUCCCAGGACCCCGGGAUCACAACCUGAGCCGAAGGCAGAUGCUCAACUGCUGAGCCAACCAGGUGCAGGAGAACUCGCCAGCCCAGCAAGCGGGCCUGGAGCCCUACUUUGAUUUCAUCGUCACCAUCGGGCACUCGAGAACAAGGAGAAUGACACACUGAAGGCUCUGCUGAAGGCCAAUGUGGAGAAGCCUGUGAAGCUGGAGGUGUUCAAUAUGAAGACCAUGAAGCUGCGCGAGGUGGAGGUGGUACCCAGCAACAUGUGGGGUGGCCAGGGCCUGCUGGGAGCCAGCGUGCGCUUCUGCAGCUUCCGCAGGGCAAGCGAGCACGUGUGGCAUGUGCUGGACGUGGAACCCUCUUCACCUGCCUCACUGGCUGGCCUGCGCCCCUACACAGACUAUGUGGUUGGCUCAGAUCAGAUCCUCCAGGAGUCCGAGGACUUCUUUACACUCAUCGAGUCCCACGAGGGGAAGCCCUUGAAGCUGAUGGUUUACAACUCCGAGUCCGACUCCUGCCGGGAGGUGACUGUAACUCCCAACGCAGCCUGGGGUGGAGAGGGCAGUCUGGGGUGUGGUAUCGGCUACGGGUAUCUGCACCGGAUCCCAACCCAGCCUUCCAGCCACCACAAGAAGCCACCUGGUACCCCGCCACCUGAUGUCCUGCCACCUGAUAUCCCACCAGCCAGACCCACACCCCAGGACUCUCCUGCCCCUCCUGGCCCAGAAAGAGGCUCCGGGCAGGGUGACUACAUGGAGGCCCUGCUGCAGGCGCCCGGCUCCUCCAUGGAGGUACAGCUUUCUGAGCCUGGGAGUCCCAGCCUCGGCGCUCCAGACCUUGGGGGACUUCCAUGUCCCAUGGAGACUCUUCAGCCUCCACCUCCAGUGCAGCGCGUCAUGGACCCAGGCUUCCUGGACGUGUCGGGUAUCUCCCUCUUGGACAGCAGCAAUGCCAGUGUCUGGCCCAGUCUGCCCUCUUCCACAGAGCUGACCUCCACAGCUCUCUCAGCCUCCGGGCCUGAGGACGUCUCCAGCAGUGGUUCUCAUGAGCGUGGUGGUGAGGCCACAUGGUCUGGAUCAGAGUUUGAGGUCUCCUUCCCGGACAGCCCAGGCAUCCAGGCCCAGCCAGACCACCUGCCUCAGCUAACCCUUCCUGACAGCCUCACCUUUGCAGCCUCACCGGAAGAUGGGCUGUCUGCUGAACUGCUCGAAGCACAGACUGAGGAGGAGCCGGCAAGCACAGAGAGUCCAGAUUUCGGGGCAGAGGCUAAGGGGGCAGCCAGCCAGGCCCAGCUCUCCACCCCCGAAUAACACCGUAGGCUGUGUUGAGGCCCCUGAUGGCAUCUCAUGAGGCCUAGACGUGGGUUAGCAGCUUAGGCUACACUAUGCAGCCCAGUCCCUCCCUGAUCCCGGCCCAGCACGUACAGCUUCCUAGGCAGUGGCUCCCCAGAUGUGCAGGGACUUCUGCAGGGGAGGGCUUGUGUGUCCACAUAGACCCUCCUGGUGUCCAAGAAUGACCUCCCAGCAUUAAUUCUGCCUGAUGGUCCUGGCUUUGGGGAAUCUUGGGGCAGUGGAGGGCUGGGAGCAGUGCCCAGAUGAAGUUUUGCAGGAGCUGGGGUAGGAGAGGAAAGGAUUCUGCUGCUUGGGUGGUGCAGAGAGCUUCAGGGGGUAGGAGGAGGCAGCGUGGGCCUGGAGGAAGGGCAUCUUUUGGCCGCAUAGCUUGAAGUCCAGUGCUCCUGCUGUGGUCACUCUGGCCGCCCUGGAGACAGCAGGGUCCACACAGGGUCAGGUGUGCACAUGGAGCGGAGGAGCAGGGAAUAGGUUGGAGGGUUUGCCUGACAUUUUGUAGGGCUUGCCUUGAAUCUCGUACAGCUCAGUUAGCCGUGUGUGUGCUGGAAGGCAACCCCCUGCCCUGGGGACCCCUGAAACCCCCGUGACUGUCCUGUCAUGUGCUCUCAUCUCUGUGCUACACUCCACAGUUGGCUCAGGCUGACCCGCACCAUCCCAGCUGGAGAGAAGCAGUAAGCUUGUCCACCUCUCCGGAGAGACGGGCUGGAAAUGUAGGCCCUUCAGCAAAGACUCACUUGUUCUUGGACUACAAUGUUCUUCCCCAGGGCCUACACCCCACAGGACCCCAUAUCCCUAGUGGUGACUUCUGUUGGCUCCCAAACUUAAGACAACCAUCUCUUCUAAACAUAAAGGGCAUCUGGUCAGUCCCAGUGGUGAAUAAAAAUGGCAAAUUUAAGUUCACCAUCCUGAGUAGAUUCUCAAAGAUGGUCCUGACUGGAUCUCUUUAUACAUAGCUCCCACCCAAAGGGGGAAUGAGGGGCCUGAGACUAGAAGCCAUUCUAGUCUUUCCCACAGUAUGGGAGGAGGCUGUUCCCUCCACCACAGGUGCCCCGAGAGGCUGAGACCAGGCCAGGUCUUCGGCCCUACCUGGUUUAUGAAGGAAGAGGAGGGCUCCAUGCAGGAACGGCUCCGCCUCCCCUCACCUUCCCACAUGCUGGUUGCCAUGAAAGCUGCCUCUGGCCUGGUCUUCUAGUUGCUACCCAGUUAAAAGUUCCGCCUCUGCCGCUUGAUCUGUAAUGUGUGCACUUAACAGGGCAUUCAGAGUUGUUAGGCCCAUAGGACAAGGACUGUCUGCUCUGGGGGGCACAGACCAAGUAUAUGCAGGGAGGGCUCCCAAUAAGCAAACACUAAAGAUUUCUAGCACUGCCACUGCUUUUAAAGACCGCCCUUGUUGAGCCUACCAGAGCAGCUGAUACACCUGCAGAACAGGGAGCCAUUGUGUCUGAAACCAGGGCUGGAGCUUGUUUCUUGAAUUGUCUGGGAGCCCAGUAUCUGCCUGGAGGAAUCCAGGAAGUAGAAGAGAACCUCCACAAGACUAGCCUGAGGCCAGCUUCGUGAACUGCAGCCUGGCAGCCUGGCCCAAGGUCCCCCUCGCCCUAGGAUGCUGGCUCUUCCUUCCCUCCUUUUACACACUCCCUACCCUACACAGGGGGAUACAAUGGGUACUGACUCUAAUUAUUGCCAGGAUAAACAUGGAACCAGAAGUUUCUCUGUAACCUGCUAUGAAGGAAAAUGACAAGUGAUUAAUAAAUGUGUACUACACUGAAA